AUGAUCAGUCAUAUUACUGAUCGUAAUCCGCUUGAUUAUAAUGGUUAUGGAUGUCACUGUGGUUUGGGUAGUAAAGGUUCCAAGGUAGUUGAUGCUACUGAUCAAUGUUGUGUUGCUCAUGAUUAUUGUUACAAUAGUGCAUGGUACGAUUAUGAUUUUGUUACAAACGAUAUUCUAUGUACUGAUGAAUUAGGAACAGUUGAUCGUGCAGCAUGUGAAUGUGAUAGGCAAGCAGCAUUGUGCUUUCGCUCCUCACCUUAUAACCCAGCUUAUAAGGACUACCCAGCAAAUCAAUGUUAA
Rotaria sp. Silwood1 is the source of this 300-nucleotide messenger RNA. Lineage: Eukaryota; Metazoa; Rotifera; Eurotatoria; Philodinida; Philodinidae. The record is from the annotation of a GenBank genome assembly.